Molecule: messenger RNA, 4873 nt
Organism: Setaria italica (foxtail millet)
Lineage: Eukaryota; Viridiplantae; Streptophyta; Magnoliopsida; Poales; Poaceae
Product: B3 domain-containing protein Os02g0683500
Exons: 1
Coding region: 660-1955 (431 amino acids)
Molecular function (GO): DNA binding; DNA-binding transcription factor activity
Source: RefSeq, a predicted model, not a curated record
UCGCGCUCCCCCCCUACCCGUGCGAAAGGAACACACACCCGCCGCGCGCCGCGGUGUGCUGCUGCGCAGGCAGGCAGCUCAGCUUGGCCACAGCCACAAAUUAACCUCACCACCAGCGCUCCAGCAGCAACGCAACAGCACCACCAUCUAGGCUAUCUAGCUAGCUAUCCGCGUCGCCGUCGCCAUCCCCAUCCCAUCUGGCCACAUCCCAAAGGCGUCCGUCCGCCGCGCUGUGCAGCCGUCAAUGCGGACGCCUGCGGCCUAAUUCUUCUGAUCUUCUCCCUCCCUCCCUCCCCGUCUAGCUCCCGUCCUCUUCCCCUCUCUCUCCGGCCUCCGCUCCAGAGUAGCAAGCAACAGAAGCGCGUGCGUACACGCAUACACAGGUAGAUCCGAUCCCCGCGGCUACGCUGCCCUAUAGUGGCGUCGUCGCCCGCGCUGCGCAACAGUGUCUCUUCUCUGCCCAUCUACCAGGCUCCCAGCUGUUAGCUCCAGGGCAGGGCAGGCUCCAGCUGCUGUCGUCGCAGCGGAACCUAGCGACGAGGUACUAGCAGCGAGUGGAAGUAAGGAAGGAGCAGGUGGCGGCGGAGGCGACAAGAAAUACCGGAGGAAGAAAGCGUGGAGCGCGCUUGUGCCGCUACUGGUUUGUGGUGCUGGUAGCUAUGGAUCAAUUCGCUGGUGCGAGCGGGCGAUUUUCUAGAGAGGAGGAGGCGGACGAGGAGCAGGAGGACGCGUCCAAUUCUCCCCGGCGCGAGAUCUCCUUCAUGCCGGCGGCCGCGGCCGCCACCGCGUCGUUGUCUUCGGCGGCUGCCUCCGCAUCCGCCUCCACGAGCGCAUCCGCGUCCGCCUCGGGGACCAGCAGCGCCGCCCCCUUCCGCUCCGCGUCGGGGGACGGCGCCGGAGCGUCCGGGAGCGGUGGUGGCGGCGGCGGCGGCGGAGCGGUGGACGUGGAGGCGGUGGAGAAGGAGCACAUGUUCGACAAGGUCGUGACUCCCAGCGACGUGGGGAAGCUCAACCGGCUGGUGAUCCCGAAGCAGUACGCGGAGAAGUACUUCCCACUGGACGCGGCGGGCAGCGAGAAGGGCCUCCUCCUCAGCUUCGAGGACACCGCCGGCAAGCACUGGCGCUUCCGCUACUCCUACUGGAACAGCAGCCAGAGCUACGUCAUGACCAAGGGCUGGAGCCGCUUCGUCAAGGAGAAGCGCCUCGUCGCCGGGGACACCGUCUCUUUCUCCCGCGCCGCCGCCGACGACGCGGGCCACCGCCUCUUCAUCGACUGGAAGCGACGGGUCGACACCCGCGGCCCGCUCCGCUUCUCCGGCCUCGCGCUGCCGAUGCCGCUCGCGUCGCAUCACUUCGGCGGCCCCCACCACUACAGCCCGUGGGGCUUCGGCGUCGGCGGCGGCGGCGGGGGCGGAGGAUUCUUCAUGCCGCCGUCGCCGCCCGCCACGCUCUACGAGCACCACCGCCUCCGGCAGAGCCUCGACUUCCGCGGCAUGACCUACCCCGCGCCGGCCGUGGGGAGGCAGCUCCUGUUUUUCGGCUCAGCCAGGAGUACGAUGCCUCCGCACGCGCCGCUCCAUCCGCCGCGCGCGCCGCCGAUGCCACUGCAUUACACGUUGCAACCGAGCUCCGCUGGCGUGGCGGCCGCCGCGUCAAGGCCGGUCGUCCUUGACUCGGUGCCGGUCAUUGAGAGCCCGACGACUGCCGCCAAGCGCGUGCGACUUUUCGGCGUCAACCUCGACAACAACAACAACUCGCAGUCAGACGGCGGCGAGGCUAGCCAUCAAGGGAAUGUAUUGUCGCUGCAGAUGCCCGGGUGGCAGCAAAGGUCAACACCGACUCUAAGGCUGCUCGAAUUGCCUCGUCAUGGCGCGGAGUCCUCCGCCGCGUCGUCACCGUCGUCGUCGUCUUCCUCCAAGAGGGAGGCGCGCUCAGCUUUGGAUCUCGAUCUGUGACCUAAAGGGAAAAAAUCAAAGGAAAGUUCAACAAUUCUUUCUUCUGCUUGUUUUCGUUUUUCCUUACCUCUCUUUUGAUUAAUCCAUUAUAGCUUUUGAUGAUGAUAGGAGCUAGGAUUUGACGGUUUCCUUGUUUUUGGCUCUUAACUUUUUUGAUGAGUUGGUUUGAGAAGAUACAGAUAAACACUAGGAAAAUCGAUCAGUGUUUUUCCCAAAUCCGUGUCAUGUUCUUCAUUUGUUCAGCACUCAUGAUCUGAAUUUUCUCGCGCUGUUACAUUCCGCUCAUGUGUAUACCUGAGCACCCCGAUUUCAUAGGAAAUUCCCUACAUAUGAUAACAUGUGUGUGCAAAUCUGUCUAUCAUCUCCUAACAUGUGUCAAGAUUUGAAGACAUCAUCCAUCAGCGGAAUCAUGCGGUGCAAUCGAUGAAGAAGCAGCAUGGAUCGAUCUUUGUCGUGAUCUUAUAAAUCUUCUAGAACAAAUUGACUCGCAACUGCAGAAGCACGGAUGGAGGAUAUUCAUGGAUCGCGCGUUCACGACAGAGACAAGCCUGAAGCAACAAAUUGCAGGUGAGAUCUUAAAAUCCCUCGCAUUCGGUACUGCUAUCUCAUCAUCUCACAUCUACGGGGAGGUCGACAUGGACAUCACUUAUUGCACUGGUACUGUACUGCUGUUCUUCUAUGCGUAUCAUACAUAUGUAUCGAGGAUUGAAGAGGCUACCGCAGCAAGAAUAAACAAGGACUCCUCCUUUUCUUGCUAAGGAAGGGGAACACAGAAGUAACUCCCAUCUGUGGUCCAAAUUACGUAUAGUUUGGAUUGUCUGGGCCUCGACGGCAUACUGCAUAGUAUACAUAUGUACAGUACAGUUCGAGCUCAGGCAGCAGGGAGUCAAGCUAUAGAGAGAGAGAGAGGGAGACCCUUUAUGGUCAUAACAGUGAUCUACUGAUCUGUAAAGAGCUACUGGGCAUUGCCAACAAUGGCGCGCCACUGGCCAUAACGCCAUGGUACGCCUGCCAGGAAUUUAUGGGGCGAGAGGAGGACGAUCGGCGUACAAACCUAGCUGCGCACUGUUGCUGUGGGAGUAGGAACAGUGCGUAGGUGUUCAAACCUGAUGGCUGCCGCUGCAGCCUGCAUGUGUUGCCAGCUCCUGCCCCCUUCUUGUUCGAUGUGUAGUGUGUUGCUUCGAUCGAGGGGGCUCGCAGCUCGCUCGAUCCCCUUGUCCCUUUUUACUGCACCAGCCUGCGAGUACUGCAGGGGCGCGGUGUGGGAGCAAGAGAGGCCACGUACCGGCCUCCCGUCAGCUCAGCUGGCUUUGGGGCUAGAUGUCCGUAACGACCUAGCAAUCUGUAGGGCAUGGGUACGGUGCAAUUCUUUUUGCAAUGGGAUGGGUCGGAAACUUAGAAGGGAUGGGCGUUGAACCUCACAGUUACAAGAAAAGUGCCUUUGGUCGUCUACUGAAAGAGGGGAAAGAGCAAGAGGGAUGUGUGGUAUUGGGAAGGUGAAAAGGGAAAGGCCAUGGCUGUGUUUGUAGCUGUAGCCUUCUUCAUAAAAGAUGGAAUGGAAGCCUCUCAUAUGGAGUAAGUGCCUGCUCACUCUUUCUUCUGCCUUGCUGUGUUCAGCAUGUACAGAUGUAGUUUCUUUCCAAGUCCAAACUCAGUCCACGCUAUGCGCCUAUGCAUGCCUCUGGAUAGUUCAUCGUUCUGAAGUAGGGAUAUAGCUUGAUUUAGAUAGAUGCCUUUUUCUGCUCGCGUGCUGUCCUCUUUUACAUUCUUCUGUCAGGCUACUUAUUAUUAGAAUCCCCAUGUAUAGGCCUAGGCCGAGACUGAAAAACUGCAUCCUACAUCAAAACAGGAGGCUGAAAGGUCCAGGUCGUGCAUUUUGGCCUAGGCCUUGAAAUCUAGCUUAUUUGAUGGAAAUAGAAAUUCAGUAACUGAUGCCUAAGACUAGUUUGUUUUAUAGAAUAAGCAGGAAAAAAUAUAUAAUUGGAUGUCCUAAGUUUAAUUUGCAGAGAAGUUUCUUUUAUCGACCUAUAGUCUACAUCAUUGUUCCUUCUCCUCAUCUCUGCACUUCAUCAUAUUAACUUCUUUACUUUUGAUAGGGAAAAUUGGUUUGUUAUUUUUGGUUUGUAAAUGAUAUGAUUACUGAAUAUCAAGUGCAAUGGCUUCAUUAGUUACUUUAGUUUGGAAGGAUCAUAUUACCUUUUAAUCUCCAACAUAUUGCUAGUUUGCUACCCCGAAACCUUCUGAUCGAUGUAGCAUCUUCAUUGAUUUCACUACAUCAAUCUAAGUUAUCAUGCUUCAGAACUGUCUUUGUUUUUCACCGCGAGGGAGAAGUACUUGCCUUUUUAAUAUCUGAAAACAUUAUAAGCUCAUUGUGGCUGAGGGUUAGUAUUAACAGAUUAGAUCGAGAUGUGAUCUAGUUCUAAUUAACAAUCUGGUUGAAGAAAAACAAAUCAUUUAGCUUCAUAUAUGUUAUUAUACUCGAUCUAGCUAGACUGGUCUAUUUUAUUUUUCCUAUAGGUUCAAAUGACUGAAAGGUUGACUUGAAUAACGCUUGAAUAUUACAAAUUUGUAGGAACAUUUAUGAAAAUGUUUUUAAAAGAAUAUGUGUGGUGUACCAAUCUGCCAAAUCGGAGGUUCUGAUAUAAUCUCAGGAGCUAGCUAGUAUAUCUUGAUUUUUGAGGUAAACAUUCAGAUUAAACAGCUUGAUUGUUGAAAAUGAAAGGACAGUGUAUGGGUUUAUUUUGUCCGUAUCUGCUUGCUCCCUUGCGGAAUUACACAGUAGAACUCCUGUAGAGGCACAACCUUUAACACUGGUGAAAAGGCACUCUUGCGGGUCUUGCCUGUGAUAUUUCUCUUGGCCAUGACAGUGAUUUGAACAAUGUUAAUAAGGUACCUAUGCAUAAUAUGUUAUUUCUUUA